AUGGCGGCCGGUCUGCCCGAUAGCAGCACGCUCGUCGACGCGCGACCGAUGCACGCGGCCAUCGUGUCCAAGUACCAUCGGUACUUGGAGGAGAAGGACGAGAUUUCGGCCAAGCUGGACGCGUGGCUCGAGGUGUGGGGCCCCAAGGGACCGAAGAACGGGUACAUUCCCGUCACGGAGUCGCGUAGUUUGGACGACGAGCUGGAAGACCAGCGGCAGCGGUUCUACCUGACCCAGGAACAGAUCUCCGAAGCGCGCGAGGCCAACCCGAUGGCGGAAUUCGGCACGGACGGACCGUUCACGCUCAUGACGAUGGACGAGUUCAAGCAGUUCCUGUCGAACACUCACACUUUCGCGCCAGCGACGGAGGGCCCGACUGUCAUCGCUGCCGUGCGUCGCCUUCGCACUUCAGGUAAAAGUCAGUUUGCGUUCAAUGGAGGCGAUUACAGCGCAGACGCCGAGAAGGGCUACCAGAGCACGACGGAUUCGUACACUCAGACGACCCAACCGAUGUACCAGGGCAACACUGGCAGCAACGCAGGAAACACGAACGCGAAUACGAACGGGGGAUGGAAUUUCGGGGAUCCCGCAGCUCCUGCCCCUGCUCCUGCUCCUGUUCCUGCUACUAAGAAGAAGUCGACGACGACUGAUCUCAAGACCUCAGACACGACAACUGCGGGCGACUCGGACUCGGACUCGGUCGACUGGAGCAAGUCGGGCUGCGUCAACCCUCCUGGUCUGCAAGGUCAGUGUGGCAGCUGCUGGGCGUUCGUGAGUAUCGGCGCUUUGGAGGCCGCUCAGUGCAUCGCCAAUGGCGACAAGAAGGCGCCCACGUACUCGGAGCAGCAGCUCGUGAGCUGUGACACGAAGGACUACGGCUGCAACGGUGGCGCCCCCGUGUACGCCAUGGAGUACCUUCGCGACAACGGAGUCUGCACGGAGAGCAGCUAUCCAUACACCUCGAUGGAAGGCGGAACUGCAGCCGCGUGCGCGAAGACGUGCACCCCCACCAAGUCGGGCAUCACGAAGAUCGUCCAGCUCAAGGCUGGCGACGAGGCCGCGCUCCUAAGCGCCGUGAAGACGCAGCCCGUGAUCGCGUCAGUCGCGUCCAACAACGUGGCGUGGAAGCAGUACAUGGGCGGCGUGAUCACGUCCUGUGACACCGCGACGGUGGACCACGCCGUGCUCAUCGUCGGCUACGACGCCACCACCAUCAAGGUCAAGAACUCGUGGGGCACCGACUGGGGCGAGGACGGCUACGUGCGCAUCAGCCGCAGCCCCAAGAACAUGGGCACGUGCGCCGUGCUCACCGACAUGUCGUACCCCAAACUCUGA
Molecule: messenger RNA, 1335 nt
Organism: Phytophthora sojae
Lineage: Eukaryota; Oomycota; Peronosporomycetes; Peronosporales; Peronosporaceae
Exons: 3
Coding region: 1-1335 (444 amino acids)
Cellular component (GO): lysosome
Molecular function (GO): cysteine-type endopeptidase activity
Source: RefSeq, a predicted model, not a curated record